Molecule: messenger RNA, 1086 nt
Organism: Aspergillus affinis
Lineage: Eukaryota; Fungi; Ascomycota; Eurotiomycetes; Eurotiales; Aspergillaceae
Product: ABC transporter substrate-binding protein
Exons: 3
Coding region: 1-1086 (361 amino acids)
Source: RefSeq, a predicted model, not a curated record
AUGAAGGCAGCACUCCCUGUUUUGGGCUUCCUCGGCCUCGCCGCUGCGGCACUUCCCGAAUGGAACUCUUAUCCGGGACACUCUCCUGCGGUCGAGAACCGCACCCUCAACGAAAUCUAUGUAGCAGCCAAGAAGGAAGAGGGCAGUCUGAUUGUUCUUUGGGGAGGUGAUGCCGUGAGCCAAGGAAAAUCUACCAUUGAUGCCUGGAAGGCCCGAUUCCCCGACAUCGAAUUGAACCUCACCGUCGAUGUUUCCAAAUACCAUGAUAGUCGCGUCAAUCGCCAGUUCCAGCGAACUGGGACCGAUGGUGCCGAUAUUGCCGUCUUGCAAACUGUCCACGACUAUGUCCGUUGGAAGAGGGAGGGUCGGCUGUACCCCUAUAAGCCGGCGCAUUGGGAAGAUGUUUGGGCAGCUAUCAGGGACCCUGACGGAGCAUUUGUGGGAACUUUCAUCUACGGGUUCGGAAGCCUUAUCUACAACCCUUCGCUGCUCAAGGAGGCCAAUGUCCCGUCAACUUUCGAUGAAUUCCUUCGUCCCGAAUGGAAGAGUAAGCUCGUGCUGACCUACCCCAAUGACGAUGACGCCGUACUGUACCUCUUCUCAAUCAUCAUCAACCAAUAUGGCUGGGAAUGGUUUGAUGCCCUUCUCAAACAAGAUGUGAAAUGGGUCCGUGGUACCGGCGAGCCAGCAGCCGAGAUUAGCCCAAGAAACUCAACUCGGUCCUUGUCGUUCACCACCUCCCCCGAAGGGAAUCUGGUCACCAAAGACCCCAAGGACACCUUUGUGUACUGGCCACAGACUGGCGCUAUCUUCGCCUCGACCCCUCGGCCGGAGAGUGCGAAGUUGUUCAUGAGCUGGCUGCUGAGUGAUGACUACCAAAAGAACUUCAACGGGACUUACCUGGCGCGUAAAGACUUGUCAUCCACGGCGGGCAGUAUCUGGAAUGACCCAUCUACCCCCCUGACCCAAUUUUCUACAUUCAUGGAAAAUCGGGAGGUUGUUGAGUGGUGGAAACUUCAGUUUGAGACUUCGAUUGGGACUGCCCAGGGUGUUAUUUCUUUGUUGUCUGAGAAGACUGGCCGCUAG